AUGAAGACUUUGCCUACUGUCACGACCUUUGCUGACACUGUUGCUCAAGUCGAGACGAAUGGAGAGGAAGCUUAUGGAGCCUUAAUUGCUCAAGCCGUUGAUGUUCAAGAAAUUGAUGUUGGUUGGACCCGAAGCAAACAGUUGUGGAAGCCUUUAAUGGCUCGAGGUGUUUUCGGUGGCCAGGUUGUAGCACAAGCCCUCAUGGCUGCGGCAAAAACAGUUGAGAGUCAUUUCUCUCUGCAUUCUCUGCAUUCAUACUUCAUUCUGCCCGGUAAUAAUCAAAUGCCUAUUUUGUAUCAAGUGGAACGUCUGAGAGAUGGAAAGACCUAUGCUACCAGAGUGGUUAAGGCAAUGCAACGAGGACGAGCCAUUUUCUCGGCUAGUUUCAGCUUUGCUGUUGCUGAACCUGGUAUCUCUUUUGAUCAUCAAGUUGCUUUCCCAAAGGUUCCUGAACCUGAAUCCUUGCCCUCCGAAGACUUUCGUGUUGAGGAAUUGUUAAACCACCCUGAUCUUGAGAUCCCUGAAAAGUAUCGCACUUACCUCCAACAGCGUCUGCAGGAACAAGCUCCUAUCGACUAUAGAGAUGCUCAUGUUGCCAGUGUUGAGGAGCUUGCCAAACUGACUCCUGUCAAGUCUGAUCGCCAACAGGUAUGGUUUAAGGCUCAAGGUUCCUUGAACGAUGACCCUGUCCUUCACCAGGCUGUUCUUGCCUAUGCUUCGGACGCCAACCUUUUGCACACAGCUGUUCGAACCUCUGGUUUGGCUCGCACCGAAAUCGGUAUGAUGGCUAGUUUGGAUCACGCCAUGUGGUUCCACGCUCCUUUCCGAGCUGAUGAAUGGCUCUUGUACGAUAUGGACUCUCCUCGUGCUAGCUCUGGCCGUGGUCUGUGCUUUGGCCGUAUCUUCCGACGAGAUGGAACUCUAGUUGCGACCACAGCACAGGAAGGUAUCAUUCGAUUGAGCCUUCGUGAGCAAGAAAAGCGACGCCAAAAGGCGAAGAAGGAGAGCAAGAUCUGA
Molecule: messenger RNA, 1017 nt
Organism: Umbelopsis ramanniana AG
Lineage: Eukaryota; Fungi; Mucoromycota; Umbelopsidomycetes; Umbelopsidales; Umbelopsidaceae
Exons: 4
Coding region: 1-1017 (338 amino acids)
Biological process (GO): acyl-CoA metabolic process; fatty acid catabolic process
Cellular component (GO): peroxisomal matrix
Molecular function (GO): fatty acyl-CoA hydrolase activity
Source: RefSeq, a predicted model, not a curated record